Messenger RNA from Colias croceus (clouded yellow), 5936 nucleotides. Its product is annotated as nuclear pore complex protein Nup153. Gene Ontology annotation, cellular component: nuclear pore. Gene Ontology annotation, molecular function: structural constituent of nuclear pore. Gene Ontology annotation, biological process: RNA export from nucleus; protein import into nucleus. The transcript has 7 exons. Bases 310 to 4611 code for a protein of 1433 amino acids. The record is from RefSeq and is a predicted model, not a curated record. Lineage: Eukaryota; Metazoa; Arthropoda; Insecta; Lepidoptera; Pieridae.
UAAGAGCGGUAACGUAAAAUUCAUGGCUUUGUGCAGGUGUACUUGUUAAAUUUAAAGAUAUUUCUCAUCAUUAUUUUAAAUUAUCUAGUCUAGUUGAUAAAGUUACUUUAAUAGUGCCUGUUUUAUAACGAAUUCAUAAAACGCUUCGGUUUGAAGUAAAAGAAACGUUGCAUAAAUAUAUUUUUACUGACACAUUUGCAAGACGCCAUAUUGUGUCACGUUUUUAUCAUUGGUGAAUUUAUUUGUCUGAAAAAUAAUAUAGCGUGCUGCUGAAAUAAAAUAUUCAUUUAAAUACAAAGCGUCUCAACUAUGAAUUCUAGUAACAGAGAAAAACGUCCACGAGAAUCCUGUAAUACACCUAAAUCAUUUGUCCAGAAUGUAAAAUCUAAAAUGUCGGAAUUGUUACCAAAAACAAUAACCAAGUGGUUUAGCAGUCCAAGUUCUUCCAGUGCUAAUGGAUCAGCAACAUUAGUUGAAGUGAAUGACUCAUCAACAGAAGAUGAAGGAACAGACUGUACAUUAAACUCACCACCAAAAAAGCGUUUGCGUCGUAGCCUUUCUGUAAACGACCAUUUUAUGGACAUUCAGACUAAAUGUACAAGCACAAAUACUGAUGCAGCUGACAUUGUUCAGAGUCCUCCUAUAAUAUAUUCAUCAAUCAAGUGUAAGUAUCACAAAGGCGAUCCAAAAUUCAUGUCAACCCCUCUCCAUGCCAAGCACAAUGAAUCGACACUUAAAAGCUCUGAAGUGGUAAAGAGAGUAUCUCAAAUACUUAAACAUUCAUUGUAUUCGAGUGAAACAUUAAUGGCCAAGGCACAGGAGUCCUUAUUUAACUCUUUUACAAAUUACGCCCAUAUUGAAGGUAAUUCUCACAGUGAACAAUACAAGGAUGAUGACUCUUAUAAUAAAUCCUCAUUACUUGGUUCAACAUUCUAUCCUGGCCAAACAAUAUAUGGCGGAACAAACAGCCCCAUUAAUUCUAAAGCCACCAAUGAUAAUAAUGGAAUGACAGAGCUCAAUAAAAAUAACAGCAGUAGAGGGCGUGACACGGGUAGAUCUACUAAACACUUAUUGGAUUUAUUAGAUAGCUAUGCUUCCCCAUUGGUUGAAGCAAGAAGGAUAUCACAAUAUGUUAAUCAAGAUAGCAGUUUCAAUACUUCAAAGGCUAAUACCGAUUGCAAGAAGGUUAUUUCAUACAAAACAAAGGAGCUCGCAAUCCCUAGUAUGGCAAGCGUAAUAAGUUUAAAGAAAAAUACUUGUGUCCUGGAUAUAACAAGUUCAGCGAGACAGCUAGCAGCUUCUCAUAGUUCAACAAAUGUGUCGCCUUAUCCAGUGAAGACAACAAGUUCCCAGUGGAAAAAUCCUAAUUUCGUAACAAAAAUAAAAAAUACGAGACUUAAGAGUAAAGCAGAGAAUAUAAAUAACUAUGUAUCACCUGCGCCUCUAGAUUUGCCGCCAGCUGUGUUACAGAUUGAGGGAAAUAAUUUACCAAAGUUUUCAUUUGAUACUCCAACUUCGAAGAAACAAGACACUCUUAGUGCUAGUCCAAUAUUGCACACACCCGUUAACACUGAAGAGAAUAUUAACAUGCCUGAGGAUUUAAAUUUACAAAGUCCAAUCAUUAGCUUUCCUACUAAGAAAAGUAAGUCUAAAAGACGUAGUUGCUAUUCAUUUUCAAAACCAGUUACAGUUUCGAGUGAAUCUAUUAACAAUAAAUUACCAAAAUAUACUUUUAUAAGACCCGAGAGAAGUGUUGAUGUAACAAAAAUUGAUGAUACAAAAACUGACUCUAUUUCAUCUAUUGUAGGUACAUCCCGGAAAAAUGAUUUAGCUAGUACUAAUAUAUCAAACUGGAAAUGCAAUGAUUGUUGGGUAUCCAACAAACCUGAUGAGAGCAAGUGUGUGUGUUGUGGUGGUAAGAAACCAGUAACAGAAGAAACAACAGACAAAAAUAAUUGUUCUGCUUGUCUGGUUAACAAAUGCUUAGAGUCAUCUGAUUUAUGUACUGCUUGUAAAAAAAAUCAAACAAAUAACAUAAUAAAAUCUGAUUUGUCUAAAUGGAAAUGUAAUGACUGCUGGGUAAGCAACAAUUCUACUGAAGAUAAAUGUGUAUGUUGUGGAGGAGAGAAACCAGGCACAUUAUCAUCAUCAUCAGAAAAAUAUAGAACUGAACCAUCUAGUAUGCUAAAGGUUGGAACUUCAUCUAAAUGGAAAUGUGAAGAUUGUUGGGUUAGCAAUGAUGAUCAUAUAGACAAAUGCCUCUGCUGUGGGGCGACAAAUCCUGCUCAUAAAACUGAUGUUAUAAAGUCUUCUGAUAAGGGAUGGAAGUGUAAUGUUUGCAUGCUUGAGAAUUUCUCUAAGGUAGAGAAAUGCAUAGCAUGUUUAACAUCAAACCCUGAUUCAAGCUCUGCCAGUAAAAUACCCCAAAAUUCUACAAAACCCAAUUUCCAAAGUAGUUCUAAUGAUCCACUUAAAAAAAUCAUAAAAAGUCAAUCACAAAAGUGGGAAUGUCAAUAUUGUCUUGUGCAUAAUGAUAAUGAUAAAAGCCGUUGUGUAUGCUGUGAUUCUGAGAAACCUGGUGCUACCAAGCAGUCAGGGUCGAAAUUUAAUUUCGGCAUAUCCCCAAACAUCUCAUUUAAAUUUGGCAUAGAUCCAAAGAUGACUGAGAAGGAAAAGGUUAACGAAGAUAAAUCCCAUGUUAAGGGAACAAAUAAUAAUGAGAUACCUAAAGCUACAUUCACUUUUGGCAUUCUGUCAAACCAAACAAAUAAUGUAGUUAAUGAGAACGAGCAGGCCAAGAUAGGCUCUCCAAUACAAGCACCCACUUUAGCAAUAUCCACAGAGUCCACCAUGCCAGUGAAAAUAUCGUUUGCUUUUGGUAUACCCAAGGAUACAAAAAGCGAGUCAGUUAAUAAGGAGAGCAUAGAAUCAUCAGUAUUUGCAUCAAAAUCAGAGAAGAAAAUAAAUGAAAAUCCCCAAGAAGUGCCCAAUGUGGAGUCGGCAAAUUGUCUGCAAUUCUCAUCAAAAUUAUUUACUUACCCUCAAGAACCAUCUGUGCAGACUUCACAAGCAACAGCAACCUCUGGAACAUUGUUAGAAAAUUCUGCUGCAAAUAUAUCUUCAAUACCUGUCACUAUUUCUGCGAGUAGUUCAGCUAAUUUCUUCAAACCUGCAUCAUCAACAGUUGACUCUACAUCUUUCAUCCAACCAGCUGAUACUUCAGUUAAUUUUAUAACACCUCCAUUAUUUCAAAAGAAUACUAUUCAACAGUCUUCAACUUCUUCAUUAUUUCAAAAAACGAAUGCACAGAUGCAAGCUCAACCUACUGCAUCGGUAUCGCCCUUCUCAGUAGGUUCUGGGACUAUUGCAACAACUGUAAACAGUACUACUACACAGUCUUCUUGUUCCUCUGCACCAGUAUUUAGUUUUAAAUCAAAUAAUCAGAUGUUGCAAACUGAGAAACCCAAAUUCAAUUACACAUUUGGUGCCAAUAGAGAAACUACUACAAACAUAUUUACUUCUAGUAUUGAAAUUAGACCAGAUAAUCUCUCAUCACCUACUACAAGCGAUCCCAAUAUCGCUUCGCCACAAGGUAGAAGUGCCUUUCAAACCAAUAUUUUUUCAAAUAUUGGUAACCAUACAACUAGUGGAACCGUUGUGGGUGAUAACAGUGAAAAUUCUGCAAGUACCGAUAUGUUAAGUGGAUAUAAUAAUAUGUCACAAACAAAUACAAGAAUAAGAUCUAGUAUGUCAUCUGAAUUUCUGAGUUCGAGAAAUAGUUUGACAACAAACUUGCCAUUAUCAUCAGAAUCUAAUAGAAGCACAACAACUGAAUCUAGUAUGUUAUCUGAACCAUUGAGUGCUAGAAAUACUUCGCCAAUGACUUUACCAGCGCAAUCUACAGAAUUACCGACACAACCACAAGGAUUAUUUGGAGCACCUUCACCAGGGCCAGCUCAUGAGCCUAGUAAUAAUAGUACAUGGUCAUCAAACAAUAUUGUAGGUACCAAUUUAUUUGCAAAUUCUAAAUCAAGCAAUAUUAUGCAAAAACCAGUCACAUUUUCAUUCGGAAACAAUAAUAUGUCAUGCAAUGUAAACAUGGUUAAUAAUUCUAGUCCACUUUUUGGGGGAAGCAGGCCAUCAGCGAAUUCUUUCAUGUUGCCUAAUCAGAGUACAAAUAAUUCAUCGACUCCAUCAAUGUUUUCAACUCCUUUGCCAAACCAGACCCCAAAUAUGUUUGGAACUGGUUCUCUACAACCGCCGAAUAAUACACCACCUGGCCAGUCUACAUCAGGGUUAUUUGGGCAACAAAAUGUAAAUCAAACAUUUGGAAACAGUUCAAAUCCAUUGGGCUCAGCAGCAUUCACUUUUGGAUCGCAACCUGCCCCUGGACCUGGAAUUUGGAAUCCAUCCGGAUCUGGAUUUGGUCAGCCACCACAGGGGCAGCAGGUGCAGCAGGUGCCGCAGGGGCAGCCGGGACCGUCGGGGCAGGGCGGGCAGGCGGGCGGGGUGUACAGCUUCGGGUCGCCUCAGGUGCAGUUCUCGGUUGGCAGUGCGCCCAGCGUGGCUACGCGCCGCGUGCGCAAGGCCGUACGCCGCACGCAGCGAUGAGCCGCGCCGCCCGCCGCCUCGCACGGCUAGUGACCUUGUGGGGCAGACGGACACGCGUGUGCUGUGUUCACGCGCUCUUGUGUAGUGAAUCGAUGCUCGUGAACUAGAUGUUAUUGUUCUCCGUAAACUUUUAAAGCAGGUUCUUAAGUACGUGAGAACGUACCGCGUAGUUAGUUUUAUAGGGUUGCAUGGUCGAAAUAGUUUAUAUUAUAGAUAAUUGAAUAUUUCAUAAUGGGUUAUUUCAAUACUAUUAUUACAAAAUUUGUAUAUCUGUAUCGAGAAUAUGAAUGUUCAUUUUGCAUGCCACGGAAAAAUAUAUAUUGAUAAAUGCAAAAAGAAAACACAGCUUCUUGGUUGUUAAAAUAUAACUCAAUAGUUAGUAUUGGAUAAAAUGUAAGAUACUGUUAUAGGUAUAUGUAGUUGAUAGAAAUCCAGUAUUUUUAUUAUAAAAUAUGCAUUUAUGUACAUGAAUUUAUGAAUGUUUUGAUUUCAUAUUCAUGUUAUUCAUCAAUAAGUUGUUAUAUAUGAAUGAUUCGUAAACCAACUAAAAAAUAUUUUAAUACGUAUCCAUACGUGAUCGUGGGGAUUACUAUUUUGUUUGUCAUCACCUUUGUGUGUCUAGCAGGAAAAAUAAAUAAAUGUGUAAAACAUUAAAAUAGUUUGUAUACAUUCACUACAGUACAUAUACAUUCACUUUCCUUUUUAUGCAUAUAACUAAGAAAUUUUGUGAGGCAAUGGAGAAGUUUCCUUUGGUAACAAAUGUAAUUGAAAUAACUGGCUUAAAAAACGUGACUUCUUAAAUUUAUAAAUCUAUAAGGAUUUUUGUAGUAUUUUGCGUAUUUAAUAACGCACGCGAAUUAUCCGCAAGUGUCCUUUUCAUGCAAGUAUUUAUUGUAAUGCGUAGAAAACGCUCUCGGAACUCGAGCAAAUAACCUGGAUAACAGCAAAAAUUAUUUUCGACAUGCGGACAAUCCCACGUGCGUGAUUAAAUCCCUACGAUAUAUAAAACACCCUUAUCCUUUCUAUUACCAUAAAGUACUUAUCGAUAUAAAAAAAAUGAACAGUGUUUUUUUGUUUGUCCUUUCAUCUCCGUGGUUUUAUGUGAUUUGCGUUGGAGGGAGUUAGGAAUUUUGUAUAUAAAUUUGAUAGGGGCGCUAGUUUAAAAACUAACCUAUCUACUAAUAUUCUAUUCUACUCACUUUCUCACCAGACAUAAAUACCAUGGAAUCCGUUAUAACAAGAUGUAAACGAACAAAAAACAUUUACUGAAUUUUAUUUUGUCCCGGGUCGACUGGGGCGGAGCUGUGACGACCGGCUACGCAAGU